Molecule: messenger RNA, 3588 nt
Organism: Spodoptera exigua (beet armyworm)
Lineage: Eukaryota; Metazoa; Arthropoda; Insecta; Lepidoptera; Noctuidae
Source: the annotation of a GenBank genome assembly
AUUUUUUGGCCGAACAACAUUGCUUCUUAUCAUUCGUCAAUCGUCAGCUGAAAAUAAAUUUGCGAAUGCGUAUUUUGUGUUUAUUUAUAAACCAGUAAAGAAACAGUAAUCAAAAUGGCAACGGGAGUAGCGCCUCGUGAUGAUGAAUCCCGACUUACUCGAGAAGAUUUGGAGACUAUACAAGACGCUAUGAAAACUAAGAAAUUUCGAGAUCUCCUAGCGGAAUAUUGUGAAGAGAUACGUGACCCGGCGAACCUCGAACUUUAUCAGAAAGAAAUGACCCAACUGGAGAAGGAACGAGGUUACGAUGUAACGUUUCUUAAUCCAAAGGGAGGUUAUGUUAUCAAAACAAGUGUCGCCGGCGACAUAAAAGCUUUCAUCAACAUUUGCAGUAAUGAGAACGUCGGCAAACCCACAUACAAAGUGGAAGUAGUCAAUGGGAAGAGGGGAAUGAACUGGCAAAUACCAUACUCGCUAAUACCGCCGCGAGAAGAUUACGACCUCAAGAGGCAACGUUGCGUCAUUUACGACGUAAUUUUCCAUCCGGAUACUCUCCGCAUGGCGGGCGUAAAUAAAGAAUUCCGCGAGCUAGUAAACAAAACUGCCAUGGAUGGGUUGGCGAAAACUUACAACAUUCACUUGGACAGUAACAACUUACGGUUUCCCAAGUCUCAAUAUAAGGGAGUCAGCAGUGCUGCUGUCAUUAGGAAAGAGGACCCUAACUAUCAACCUCUAACAGAAGAAGAAACGGAAAGUUUGACACCUGAGAUGAUUGAGAAGCUGUAUCCUCAACGCAACUAUACAGAAAAUAAACAAGAGACAGAAGUACCAAAAGACAAACCCAAACCAGUUAGGAAAACCAGGAGAAAUAAUGAGUUUACACAUGUCUCUGAAAAUGGGUAUACAGUUCCAAAGUAUGUCAUCAAACAGCAGAAAAAUGUGGAUCUUCAGGAUUUCACCUAUAAUAAAGAUUGCAAACAGUAUAGUGCUAUUCCAAGUCAGAUAGUAGUGGAAGUAUCCCUUCCACUUCUUUCAUCUACCAAAGACUGCACUUUGGAUGUUCAGGAAAAGCAACUCAGCUUGAUCUCAGAGAAACCAGCUAAAUACAAACUUAAUAUUACAUUACCUUACUCAGUGAAUGAUGAAUGUGGUACUGCUAAAUUUGAUAUAAGAAAACAUCUGUUAAUAGUGACUUUACCAGUGAUUAAAAGGAACACAAACCUUGAUAAUAAUAACUCUUUGAAAGUUGUAGACAGUGGAGUAGAAAGUGAAGAGAACUCAGGUUCUCAAAGUGAUGAAGAUAAUUCAUCCCAUUCAAAUCUCAUUGUAGAGUUGUCAUCAACCUCUGCUGACUCUGUAAUACCAUCAGAGCCUUGUACUGUAAAUGCCAGUACCCCUGAAUUAUUUUUAGAUCCUUCUCUAGCAUAUAUCCUGCCUCCUUACACUCAUAAUGUUCUGGAUGACAUUAUAGCCUUAACAUUCCAUGUGAAAAAUACAGAGCCAGACUCUGUCAAUGUUAAAAAUAGUGGUAAUGAAAUAUGCAUCAAGUUCACAUCUGUUGGUGCUGGAUUUGUGCCUGUACACUAUGCAGCUAUCAUUACUUUUGAGGAGGAAGUUAAAUUUGAAAAUGUGACUGGGGAGGCUUGGGAUAACAAUGUCAUUUUACAGUUGGAACUGUCUGGGGCUGUGCCUCAGAAGUUCCACAUUGGUUUAGACAAGGAUUCAAUGACCUGUGAAAGCUUUGAUGUGACUCAGGUUAAAACAACUAAAGUUGAUGAAAAGCCUAAGGAAUCUGAGGCUGAAGUUGUUACCCCUGUUGUCGAGGUUACCAACUUGGGUACUGAAACAAACAUUGUGGUGUCAUCUAAUCACUUAGAGUAUGAUGAAGAUGAUGACUUUGAGUCCCCAACUUCAGAAUAUAGAGAUUCAGUGUUCACGGAGUCUGGCAGUUGUGAGAGUGGUGCUAAAAGCAUACUUCGCAAACCUAACAUGAUGAGGAGCUUCUCUGAAUCCAGUGUAGGUGAUGUUGCUUCCUCUAUGGAUUAUAUCAGUUCUGAUUGCAUCCCUGAAGAAUCAAGUUUAAAAAAGACUGUUAGAUUUAAUGAUGUUAUUGCAAGACAAUUUUACAGAUACAAUUCGUCUAUAGAAGGUCAGAAAAAGAAGAAUCAACGUAAAAAGAGUAAAAAGCGCAGUCAAGAUAGGAGGAAGAGUGAAAGUGAAGCUGAAGAUGAGAUCAGUAACUCCUCCCAGCCAAGACUGAAAUCAGUAUUGAAACCUCGUCGUGACAGCGGUUUGGCGGACACGUCUGAUGCUGAAUCCGAGUGCAAGAACACUCCUGACGAUGGAGACUUCAAUUCUGCUAAUGACGACGGCUUCAGUGAAAACAACAACAACGGAGAAGCAUCAUUCGAUAAUAAUAAGUCUGUCUUCAAUAUAGUUGGUAAAAUUGAAAAUGGAACUGAUAAAAAACAAGCCGACAUUUGGGAGUCAGAGCCAUCAAAACGUUCCCCAGUGAAGCGAGAACCAGUUACUUGUGAUAAUAUCCAACAUAAUACCGACCUCUAUGAUCCCGAUAAGUUAAACAAAGGGAAAUACUUAGAAGUUAUGUUCAAAAAUGAUCUCAUAUUUGAUUUGGACAUGUGAGAUUUAUUAUCUCUAAUUAUCCUUUCUGGAAGGAUCUGUUUGGAUUGGAAUGUUUUAACUUACUCUUAGAGCAGUGAUUUAUUAGAAAUCCAGUGAUUUUGUUUGUCUAGAUAUACUUAGAUAUAUAGUUUAGUAUUACUUACAUAUUCCUUUAUGAUUUAGAUUUAUUAAUGUUCCUUCCAUUGUGUAUUUUCAGAUUUGCUAAGUUUAUGACAAUGGUUUGUAAUUUACAAAAAAAAAACUAUUCUUGUGUGUUCAAGAUUAUAAAUGUUGUCAAUUGAGAUAAUUAAAUUCGUUGUUUAGUUGAAAUGUAUAAUUGGUAUACAAAUAUUUUAAAUUAAAUUUGGAACUUAGUAAAUUUUGAAAAUAAUGAAGUAGAUAAUGUAGCUAUGUUCUGAAUUGGACAUUUGUUAAAUAUACUGCUCAUGUUAGACAAUAUUAUAGUCAACUUGCAUUUCAUGGUACAAAUUAGAUUUACGACACCUUGUAGGUUAAGAGAUAGGAAUUGAUUUUAUAAUGGGAAUGAAGCCUACCUCUAGCCUAAGUUAGUAUGUAACACUGCACAGCGAAGAUGUAGUAGAUUGCUAGGAAUAUACACAAUGCAACUAUGUUUUGAACACUUGAUAUGCGUGAUUUAUGGACGAGCAAAUGUGUCCACGAAUAUUAUACACUUGGUUUAGUCGAUAAAUAACUUAGUUAUAUUUGACGCUUAACACAAACCAGUGCCUUUCGACCUCUAGUUAUCGCAACCACCAGUGAAAUAAAUCCGUCGACUGUUGUCAUAAACCAUGCAUUGUUUUACUUGUUCAUUAAGAAUCGUGAGAAGUAAUGAAUGUGCAAUUAUGCGAGUUAUGUUUGAUGUAAAGUUUACAAAUUAUUUAACUAUGAAUGAAUUGUGAUUUGGUGAAUUUAGGUUUAAUACAUGAAUUGAUUCAAAAAUCUAUA